AUGACUAUUGGGACACCACGAUCGAAAGCCGUUACUAGAGAGCCUGGUGGAGAUGAAACAUGCUCAACUUAUGCCCUCGAGAAACAAAUGCCUCCGAAGAAUAAUGAAGGUCCAGAUGACGAUGACAUCCUUUGUCAUAUCAUGAGAUUGAUGCAAACCACCGCCGGCUUCGGUGCAGCUUUGGGUACACUCGGCUUUACUGUCAACCUCGCUGCGCACCAUUCGCCACAAGUGUCCAAGUACUUCUGGCUCCUGGCAGGCAUGACAACGCGAGGGAAAGGGAAGACUGCCAAAUCAACCUUUUCGCUGUCAGCCAUGGGAGGCCUUAUUUCUGAUCUACGGAGAAGUCUGCGACUGGUCGGCUUGAUACCUUUGUAUCUAAGGCUGAAGUCUGUUUUGUCCGGCGAGGCAUCUUGCAACGACGAUCCUGUUCUUCGUCGAAUUUUGAUUGUCCAAUGCGGCGCAUUCGUUGUAUAUCAAGCAAUUGAAAACAUCUACCAUCUUCACAUCAAGGGCAUAGCUUCCCCAUCCAUUGUCAACCAGAAUGGGGGGCUCGCCGCAUGGAUAGCCUGGAGUUGCCGUGCUUGGGCCGUUGCGGUGGCUUGCGAUCUCUUCCGAUUAUGGCAUGAAGCACAGUGUUCUAGGGUGGGAAAUGUUGGCAAAAGAGCUCCUGAGGAGCAGGCCGUUCGAAGCAAAUGGUGGAGGGAGUUGAUCACCUCGGCGCUUUGGUUACCCGUUGCCACUAAUGGCAGCUUUUACCCUGACGGUCUCCCAUGUAUGAAUCCGGGUAGAGUCGCAUUAGCUGGUCUUCUAGCUUCUCUCAACACGCUUCAGAGUCAGUGGGAAGCUGUUGCCUGA
This is a messenger RNA of Exophiala mesophila, 858 nucleotides long. RefSeq lists its product as uncharacterized. The record is from RefSeq and is a predicted model, not a curated record. The coding region runs from base 1 to 858 and encodes 285 amino acids. Gene Ontology annotation, biological process: peroxisome fission. The transcript has 2 exons. Gene Ontology annotation, cellular component: peroxisomal membrane. NCBI's taxonomy places the organism in Eukaryota, Fungi, Ascomycota, Eurotiomycetes, Chaetothyriales, Herpotrichiellaceae.